This is a messenger RNA of Rhinocladiella mackenziei CBS 650.93, 1317 nucleotides long. Its product is annotated as metacaspase-1A. Gene Ontology annotation, biological process: proteolysis. The record is from RefSeq and is a predicted model, not a curated record. Gene Ontology annotation, molecular function: cysteine-type endopeptidase activity. The coding region runs from base 1 to 1317 and encodes 438 amino acids. The transcript is spliced from 3 exons. Lineage: Eukaryota; Fungi; Ascomycota; Eurotiomycetes; Chaetothyriales; Herpotrichiellaceae.
AUGUCCUACUAUCCAGGUCAAGGCGGCUACGGCGCGCAACAGCACGGCGGCGGUUAUGGCUAUCCUCCUCAAUCGCAUUCGCCACAGCCUUACCCUCCUCAAGGCUAUUCUCAAGGCGGAUAUCCUCCUCAAUCCUAUUCACCACAGCCAUACCCCCCUCAAGGCUACGGUGCUCCUCAGGGUUAUCCUCAUCCCUCACAGCAAGUGGCGCCCUACGGUUAUAACAAUCCUCCUCCGCCACAACAAGGCGGUUAUGGUGGUUAUGGGUCUCCGCCACCUCAACCAAAUGGAUAUCCAGGUCCUCGGCCGGGAAUGCCGGCUUACAACAAUACUCCUCAUCACGGCCCUCCUCCACCACCGACAGCCCCACAACAAUUCGGGUCAGGAGCUCCUUCGGGCUACAGCUAUCAAUAUUCCAAUUGUACGGGGAAAAGAAAGGCGCUCCUAAUUGGAAUCAAUUACUUUGGCCAAAGAGGACAGUUGCGGGGUUGUAUCAACGAUGUCAAGAACAUGUCGACCUAUUUGAAUCAAAAUUUCGGAUAUGCCAGAGAAGACAUGGUUAUCUUGACUGAUGACCAACGAAAUCCAAUGUCUCAGCCCACAAAAGCCAAUAUUCUCCGAGCGAUGCAUUGGUUGGUCAAAGAUGCUCGACCCAACGAUUCAUUGUUCUUUCAUUACAGCGGUCACGGAGGCCAGACGCCCGAUUUGGAUGGAGACGAAGAGGACGGCUAUGAUGAGGUAAUAUAUCCCGUGGAUUUCCGAACAGCAGGCCACAUUGUGGAUGAUGAGAUGCACCGAAUUAUGGUGAAGUCACUGGCCCCCGGUGUCCGACUGACGGCGAUCUUCGACUCGUGUCACUCCGGUUCUGCCCUCGACCUGCCCUAUAUCUACUCCACCCAAGGUGUGCUCAAAGAGCCCAAUUUGGCCAAGGAAGCAGGACAAGGUUUAUUGUCGAUUGUUUCAUCAUACGCCCGUGGAGAUUUGGGUGGCAUGGCGUCCACCGCCAUGGGUCUUUUCAAGAAGGCUGCUACGGGAAAUUCCACACACGAGCGGAACAAGCAGACCAAGACCAGUCCGGCCGAUGUUAUCAUGUGGUCGGGCAGCAAAGACGAGCAAACCAGCCAAGAUGCUCAAAUCAACGGAGAAGCAACUGGCGCCAUGAGCUGGGCAUUCGUAACCGCAUUGAAGAAGAACCCACACCAAAGUUAUGUGCAGUUAUUGAAUAGCAUUCGAGACGAGCUGGCGACGAAGUAUUCUCAGAAACCUCAAUUGAGCUGCUCACAUCCAUUGAACACGGAUUUGUUAUAUGUGAUGUAA